AGAAAGCGUCAUUGCAUUCGUGAGCGUUGCCCAGACGAGUCACUUUGCAUAAAACUUAGGUCUUCUUAUUGUCUCAUUGGAAACAUUCUUGACCCUGCGGUUUGCCAGAGGUGCAUUUUGGAUAUAUAUAUACGCGCAACAAGCAUAUGCACAAAUAAUAACUGACUAUCGCUUCACUGGGAUAACAUCAGACAAAUUUGUUGACAUCUGUAUUUUAGAAUUGAAAGAGAAUUUCAGACAACAGAAAGAGAACUUUUAAAUAUUUGACAGAGAAGAUAACUUGAAUAACUGAUAGAAAUUUUACAAUAAGAUGACAAUGAAGCAUAUACCUUUGGCUUUAGGAGUUCUAGUUAUUAUGCUGUUCUUUGGCGACGUGCAACCACAGGCUUGUCGUGCAGACUGUACGCCUCCGGACUGCUCGUGUCCUAGGACGAGUUACCCUAUGGAUAGACGAGAUAUUCCGCAGAUGGUCUACUUUGGAUUCGACGAUGCCGUCAAUGUUGUCAUGUCUUCACUGUACAACCGUCUGUUCACGAAGAAGCGGAAGAACCCUAAUGGCUGUACCAUGAAGAUGACGCUUUUUGUUUCGCAUGAGUAUACAGACUACGAGAGAGUCAGGAAAUUUUAUCAGAGGGGUAUGGAGAUAGCAGUCCAUAGUGUUACGCAUACGGCUAUUGACGAUGACAAUAUUUUAAGAAAGGAAGCAAGAGCGCAGAAAGAAAAUUUAAUGAAAAAUGCUGGAGUACGUGCACAGGACAUAGUUGGCUGGCGAUCACCUUUCCUGAAAACCGCGGGAAAUAAUCAGCCUAAAAUUCUGAAAGAACUCGGGUACGAAUAUGAUAUCUCUUUAACAUAUUCUAGGACUAAUAUGGACAUACCUAAACCGUGGCCAUUUACAAUGGACAAUGCGUGGCCUUACAAGUGCGGUAUUAAGCCAUGCCCAACUGGCAGAAGCGCGAGAGUAAAGAAUUUCUGGGCUGUACCCGUUGUUAGCUUGAUGGACUACAAAAACCAGUAUCCAUGCUCGUUUGUAGAUGGGUGCGCAGUCAGAGCAUCAACCGAAACAGAAGCAUUUAACUUUCUGUGGAACAAUUUCAUGUCCUACUACAAUACAACAAGAACGCCAUUCGGACUGAACAUGCACGCAGCCUGGUUCUACACGCGCUACAAUCUGAAGGCAAUGAUGCGGUUCCUUGAUGAGUUACAGAAACUGGACGAUGUUUAUGUAGUAACUGUAAAACAGAUGAUAGACUGGAUGAAAAACCCGACACCGGUAUCUAAUAUCCACAACCUAAAAUCAUGGGGCUGCCCAGAGCAAACACAAAAACAAAAAGGUAAUGUAGGACAUACUGUACCAGCUGUACCAGCAAAUCCCCAUUUUACUCCUAGCAGACCAAUCAUACGUACUUCGUGGAGAAACGAUGCAAUUAGGCGGUGGAGAACCGACAAAGCCAUCCGCUGGAGUAGGCGAAGGAUCACAACAACAACUACAACUACUACACCUCGACCAACAACUACUACCACAACUACUACACCUCGACCAACAACUACUACCACAACUACUACACCUCGACCAACAACUACUACCACAACUACUACACCUCGACCAACAACUACUAGCACAACAACUACUACUACUCGACCGACGACUACCACACAAUCAACUACCACAACUUCAACAAACAAACCAACGACGACAACAACAACACCAAGACCGCCCAUGCCAACAGUAGCUCCAAUCCAAAAACAACGUACAAGAAUACAACAGUCAAUCAUUAGACCACAAAGUUUGUCGGCUGGUCCAACUUUUAACCAUAAAACUCAUAAUCAUGAUGAUCAUUCCCAUCAUCCGGCAGCCACAGCCGAUACAGCGGUACAACCUUUCUUUUCCUCCAUCUUCAGACAAACAAACCCACCUGUAGUAAACGAUCAAACAUGGUGGUCCUUCUGGAAGCAGACGACAACCAAAGACGUUACCACUGGUUGUGUCCAAAAUGUUAAUUGCCAUCUGCCUAGUUGUUUUUGUCAGGGAACUACAAUACCAAACAAUUUGAAACUUUCCGAAACUCCUCAAAUGGUAUACCUCACAAUUGACGGGAGUAUGAAUGCAGCUGCCUUUAGGCGUUAUAGACAACUUGUCCUAAAUAAAAAGAAUCCGAAUGGUUGUAAAGUUCGAGGUACAUUUUUCGCAUCUGAGAGGGGAACAAUGCGUCAAAUAGCUAAAAAUUUGGUUAAGCUCGGCGCUGAAGUGGCCAUGCAAGGCUUGCAUGAACAUCAUUAUGAAAACUCCCAGCAUAUGGAAAAAGAAAUUUUAGCUCAAAUGAACGCACAAAGAAAAAUCGGCAUUAAUGCAACUGGAUGGAAAACGCCCGAAUUGAAAUCGUUAGGUAAUGAACAAUUUCGCCUGCUUCAAAAAUAUGGCUUCAAAUAUGACGCUACACUUUCAGAGAAUUUACCAGCACCAAAUAAAAAUAAACCAUGGCCGUACACACUUGAUUUUGGAUAUACAGGAGAGUGUGUCAUUCCAAAAUGCCCGACCCAAAGUUUCCCCGGUUUGUGGGAAAUACCUUCAGUCGCUUUAAUGGACUACAGGAAAAUGUUUGAGUGCAGUUAUGUGGACGGGUGCAUGCUCAAUCCACCAACAAGUUCAGACACAGCCAAAUUUCUUUGGGACAACUUCAUGUUCAACUACAAGACAAACAGGGCACCAUUUGGUAUCCAUCUUCGACAAGUUUGGUUUUCGCACCCAGCUUAUAUAAAUAAUAUUAAAGGAAUUCAGAAGUUUAUUUCAAAAAUUCUUACAUUGAAAGACGUUUACAUAGUUUCAGCAGACGACAUUAUCACGUGGAUACAGAACCCUGUCCCUGUGUCCGAAAUGACGGACAAGAUCCCAUGGAAUUGUGGAACAUGAAAUCUUUCAUGAAUGUGACUCACUUUGUGCAUUUUUUCAUUUAAUGAAUCCACAUCUUUUAGUUACUGUUUUGACAUGUCAUGUGAUAUAUAACGGGUUUGAUUUUACCCUGAUCUCGUCACUUAUUUUGACAAUCGAUUAUAACAAAUGAAAGUUAGUGGGCCCGUAAUGCCACGCGGCAAUUUCUUUGUGGUUACGUGUUAUCAUUGGGCAAUUCGGCACUCCUCGGACAUAAAGUACUUCAAAGCACUCAUGUUUCCGUAAAAGCCCGAAAAUGCCGAAUUCACAUACGGAAAAUGCGUCAUUCGACGAAGUGGAUCUCGGCAUUUUCCGUUCGAUAUACGUUUUCUCCGCAUGCGACUUUGUUAUGAAAAAGCUAUUUUCAGUUAUGAUCAAAGAACGCCGAAAUAACAUAAGAUGAAUAAGACAUUGUACGAGAAUUGCUGUGUUUUAUUUCGGGUUCACUAUCUUAAAUUAGUUUUGUUGUCUUCAUUUCUAGAAGAUGAAUUUAAUCGAUGGUCGAAAUAAUUUGCGUUAUCAACUUACAAAUGUGGUAUUUAUUCUUUAACAUUUUGUGAUUUAAAAUAAAAGAUGAUAUAUGUAUUUCAUAACGUUAAUUGCGUAUCUGCAAACCUUUUCAUUUUUAGGUCAUAGCCAUGUAUAUAUAUCAUUAUUAUCAUCAUUUUCAAUUGUUAAUUAUUUAAAAUGUCAAAUACACUGUUUAAUAUGCCAUGAAAUGACAUUGUCAUGAUUGCGCCAAUUUAUACCGCCAUCCAUCAACGUCCGUCAUAUAACCUUUAAUACUUAUUACCUUCGUCUCGGGCAAGUGUACAGCAUUCUCUAUUAUUUUCUGUUAGUUGUUGUUAUAAUAGAAGAAAAAUAAAAUAUUAAAAAAAGAA
Molecule: messenger RNA, 3810 nt
Organism: Mercenaria mercenaria
Lineage: Eukaryota; Metazoa; Mollusca; Bivalvia; Venerida; Veneridae
Exons: 2
Coding region: 311-2911 (866 amino acids)
Biological process (GO): carbohydrate metabolic process
Molecular function (GO): hydrolase activity, acting on carbon-nitrogen (but not peptide) bonds
Source: RefSeq, a predicted model, not a curated record